Cuscuta campestris is the source of this 3977-nucleotide messenger RNA. Lineage: Eukaryota; Viridiplantae; Streptophyta; Magnoliopsida; Solanales; Convolvulaceae. The record is from the annotation of a GenBank genome assembly.
ACCACUCCCUCCAACAAAUUGAAAGCGCCAACAAUUUUAUCUUGUAAUAACAGAGGACUGCUUCUUCUAUAAUCCAUCGCUAUCGCAAUUAUAACGAUGAUUUCGAAAACCUAGCUACCCAAUUCGUCCAUGUUAUUUUAAGUCCCGGUCUAUGGCCAUCCAAGAUAUCAUUCAUGCUUUCUCGGCCCUCUCACCUUCAUCUGGGCUACCCCUUGUCCCGUCAUCUUUGUUCCCCAUUCUUCUGUUAAGGAAGAGUUUGAGUUUGAAGAUUUUGAAGAGUUCAACAUCUCUGACAUGGCCAGCUCAAGAAUUUCAUUAUAUGGAGUGAGCUUCUUUACUUGGUGGAUUUAUUGGGCUUUGUUGUUUACAGAAGUAAACAGUGAACUUACCCAUCCUGAUGAAGGCAUGAGAAUUUCUGGUCUCAAGCUAUUUAGCUUACCGUCCUUUAAUGUGUAGUGUGGAGUACUUCGUAUAAUUCAAUGAUAUAUAUGGCGUUGGAUGACUUUAAAAUGUUAGAAAGUGUUCAAGUUAGUCGGAGUACAAUGGGAUUGGUAAAAAGCUAAAAUAAGAUUUAUAAUUACAAAAUACUCCCUUCGUCCCAAACUAAAUACUCCGUAACACACUUUCCUUUUCAGUCGGUCCCAAAAUAAAAGUUCAUUUCCUUUUUUUGGCAAGGAAUAUGUAGCCAUCAUUAUUUCUCUCUAUCAAUUUUAAACACACUUUUCACUUGCGAACACUUUUCCUGAACUUCAUGCCUAGUUAAAAUGGACUUUUCAUUUGGGACGGAAGGAGCAUAUAAUGAAUCUCUGAGAUCCUGUGAAAAUGUUUGAAAGAGUUCAAACUCAUUUCCUUUAUGAUUGAAUAGAGACAACAUUUUAUAGUUAUGAAGUCCUUGUAGGGAUUGUGUAUGAGGGUAGGUUGUUUGCAUAUUUUUUCCCUCAGUCCUCACCCUAAAGAGUCAGUGGGGAUCCUCUUAAAAUAAAUGCUCUACUCCUUGAAGCAGAGAUCACGUCUGCAUACACCAUGGCAUAUAUCCUAAUUCUCUUGGGUGGGAUAUACUAGGUUUGUUUGGCUUGGCUAGUGAAUUUUCUAGUUUUGUGCAGUGGGGGCAUUGCAUUCCAUCAAGGAAAGUCUGGUUGACCCAUAUGAGAACCUCAGAAAUUGGAAGGGAGACCCAUGCACCUCAAAUUGGACUGGUGUAAUAUGCUACAAUGCAACAAAGGAUGGUUAUCUUCAUGUUCAAGAACUACAACUUCUAAAACUGAACCUUUCUGGAAGUUUAUCACCUGAGCUUGGGCGCUUAUCUUAUAUGAGGAUACUAGAUGUAAUGUGGAACACAAUUGGUGGGAGUAUACCGCACGAGAUAGGGAAUAUUACAUCCCUGGAGUUAUUGCUUCUGAAUGGAAAUAAUCUGACAGGUUCCUUGCCCGAAGAGAUUGGGAAUCUUCCAAACUUGGACAGGAUACAAAUUGAUCAGAAUCAUAUAUCCGGACCCUUACCUGUAACAUUUGCAAAUUUAAACCGAACAAAACACUUCCACAUGAAUAACAAUUCAAUAAGUGGACAGAUCCCACCAGAGCUUUCUAGACUGCCAAUGCUUGUGCAUUUGUUACUUGAUAAUAACAACUUAUCCGGAUACCUUCCACCAGAACUAGCUGAAAUGCCAAACUUGCGCAUAAUCCAACUGGACAACAAUCACUUUGAAGGAAGCUUGAUACCAGAUACCUAUGGAAAGAUAUCCCACUUGCUGAAAUUGAGCCUCAGGAACUGCAGUUUACGGGGACCAGUACCAGAUCUGAGCAACAUAGACAACCUUACAUACAUAGAUCUAAGCUUUAACCAGCUUUCGGGGAGUAUUCCAACACGUAAGCUCUCUGAUUAUGUCACAACCAUUGAUCUAUCACACAACAAUCUUGGUGGAAGUAUCCCUACCAACUUUUCCAGCCUCCCUAAUUUGGAAAGAUUGUCACUUGCAAACAAUGCAUUGACAGGUUCUGUAUCAUCUAUUUUUUGGCAAAAUAGGAAACUCCAAGGAACUAAGAAACUUAUCUUGUAAGAUCUGAAAUCAGAAAAGAUUUCUUCAUUAAAUUCCCUUGUUAAACUGUGUUCCGAAGAAGUAUAAAGGUACAACAUUAUGGAAAUGCUAGAAUCUUACCAUUCUAAAGACCGAGUAGAAAACAUUAAUUUUUUCUGUUCUCUUUUAUGCUCCUAACUCCUAAGUUUAUUACGUCAAUGGAGUGCUUCGUCAUUUGAUAUCAUUUAAAUUUAUAAUAUUGGUUACUCCAGGGAUUUUCAGGACAACAUGCUUUCAAAUAUAUCAGGAAGCCAAACCAUUCCACCAAAUGUCACUGUCAGAUAUCCCUAUCCGUUCAGAAUCUUCUUUAAGCAAGGGAUUUAUUGCUGGUAUCAUACUCGCAUCAAUUUUUGGUGCAGUUGCAAUGUCUGCUUGUGUGGGGCUCCUCAUUUUGAGACUGCAUGUGCAAAAACACCAUUCAACUUCAAAAAAACGUCAAUCUUCAGUCUCUGUCAAAAUUGAUGGUGUAAAAGACUACACUUUUCAAGAAAUGGCACUGGCAACAGAAAACUUUCAUGACUCUUGCAUUGUUGGACAAGGAGGUUAUGGGAAAGUUUAUAAAGGCAUUUUGGCUGAUGGAACAGUUGUAGCCAUCAAACGUGCUCUAGAGGGAUCCUUGCAGGGUGAAAAAGAGUUUCUUACAGAAAUCGAACUACUUUCUAGGCUACAUCACAGGAACCUGGUGUCUUUAAUUGGAUACUGUGAUGAAGAAGGUGAUCAGAUGCUUGUUUAUGAAUACAUGUGUAACGGUACUUUGAGAGAUCACCUAUCUGGAAAAUUUAAAGAAUCUCUCAGCUUUGAUAUGCGGUUGAGAAUGGCGCUAGAGUCUGCAAAGGGGAUUCUGUAUUUGCAUACCGAAGCUGAUCCACCUAUCUUCCAUAGAGACAUCAAGGCUAGCAACAUACUCUUAGACUCAAAGCUCACAGCUAAAGUUGCUGAUUUUGGACUCUCAAGGCUUGCUCCAGUUCCUGAUCUCGAAGGGGUUUUACCUAACCAUGUAUCAACCCUUGUUAAGGGUACUCCGGGAUACCUUGAUCCAGAGUAUUUCCUAACACACAAUCUCACAAGCAAGAGUGAUGUUUACAGUCUCGGCGUUGUGUUUCUUGAACUAUUGACGGGAAGGCACGCUAUUUCACACGGUAAAAACAUCGUUAGGGAGGUGAACAAUGCAUACCGCGAGGGCAUGAUAUUGGAUGCCAUCGACAAACGGAUGGGACCUUACCCAUUGGAAUGCGUGGAAACAUUUGUUACUCUUGCCCUCAGGUGUUGCCGAGAAGAGACCGAUUCACGGCCUUCAAUGGCUGAAGUUGUUCGGGAGCUCGAAGGUAUAUGUCGUAUGAUGCCGCCGCGGGUGGAUAGUGGGAUCAAAGAAUCGUCUCAGUUGUUGAGCGCCGAUGCUACUACUACUGAUAUGGCCAACAACCUGUCGUCCCCUGCAUCGUCACCUAUUCAACAUUCUUAUGCUACAUCUGAUGUCUCUAGCAGUGCCCUUCUCAGUGGUAUUCUCCCUUCCAUCUCUCCCAGAUGACAUCUUCACAACUUCCCCAGUUUAUCCCAGUCACCCCAAGUUUGAAUCUGACACCAAAGUUUGACAUCACGUGUUUCUACACACACACACAGACAAUCAUUAUCCGAGCCACGGACAAUGAUUGUCAUUGUACGUGCAUGUCUUUGAAUCACAUGUUGUCAAACUUUGAUGUUUAUACAGAUUUACCCAAAAAAUAAUACUUAAUAAAUAAAUGAAUGUGUUCAGUAGUUUGAGAAAGAGGACAGUUUAUGUUUUCCUAGGUUUAUUUUUUGUGUUGCUUUUGCAAAAUUUAUUUUACCCUGACGGAAAAGUGGCCCAUCCAGUUUUUACUCUUUUGUUGUUGAUGAAAUGUGAGAAUAUACUGUACUGCCUAUU